Molecule: messenger RNA, 3219 nt
Organism: Paramecium primaurelia
Lineage: Eukaryota; Ciliophora; Oligohymenophorea; Peniculida; Parameciidae
Source: the annotation of a GenBank genome assembly
AUGUAAAAAAUUGAACAACAACAUAAUUAGAAUUUUGAUUUAGAUCUUGAAUUAAGAGCAGUUCAAAAUGAAGAUUUUGAAUAAGAAUAUUUAGAACAUUGUUUAAGAGAUACUAGAAGAUAACUAUCGAUUACUAAUAAUCAAAUCCAAAGUCAAACCAAAAGUGAAAAAAGCAAUGAUGCAUAUGAUUUUAGAACACCUAAAAAUGCAACUCAUCUUAAUUUAAAUAAUCUACCAACUUCUGAUGCUUAAUAAAUUCAUCUUCUAACUCCUAGUAGUAAAAACCAAGAGAAAUAAAAGAAUACAGGGUCUAGUAUAAUGCAGUUCUUUUUUAUAAGACGUUUUUUGGAAAAGCUUACUUUUUAGAGAAAAAAAUUAGAAAAUUUAAAUGAUACUCAUCUUAAUCUUAUAGAUGAUAAGGCAUCUGAUAAGUAUAUGAAUUAAAAUGAUAUUUAAUAGAGCUAUUUUAUAAGAAUAUAAAUAAACAAAAGUAUAAAAAGGAUUGACAAUCAAUUAAUUAAAUAGAAUAGUAACAACUAAAAUAGAAAUAAAAGAAAAUAGUUGGGAUAAAGUAAAAACAUUCUUAUAAGAAAAUAAAUAAAAUGUUAUUAAAUAAAUUACAUUGAUUGCAAAUAAAAUUCCAUUAAUACAACCAGAAAGUAAUUUCAAAUUAUAUUGGGAUAUAUUUGCAUCUCUUUUUAGAUUAAUCUUAGUAAUUUUAAUACCUUUAGAAAUAUCAUUUACAACUUAAAUUCUCUUUUAACAUUAUAUAGGAUUAACAAUAACAAUAUUUUUAGUUUUAUAAUUAGAUUUAUUUGUAAGAAUAAAUACAUUAUGUUAUGAAAAUGGAAAGGCAAUAACAGAUAGAUGGGAAAUUAUAAUUAGAUAAUUAAACAAAUCAUGGUUCACUGAUUUCUCAGUUAUUAUUUUGAUUAUUGUCUUUAUUACUAAUCCUUAUGUAUAAGAUGGUUAUGAUUUAUUUCUUCUUAUUUUAUUAACUCAAUAUAAGCAUAUAUUUGAGGCUGUAUCUAAAAUAGAUUAAAUAUCUUAUUUUACUAGACCAUAAAGAGGUAUAAUUGGAUUAAUAAAGUUUUUAACUAGUUUAUUAUAUAUUUUACACUUAUUUAGUUGUAUUUGGUUUUGGUUUAGUAGUAUAGAUUAAUCUAAUUCUUGGAUAGUGAAUAAAGAAUUAGAUCAUUAAACAUGGUAAUUAUAAUAUUUGGAAUCUAUUUAUUUUGCUAUUGUGACUAUGCUUACAAUAGGAUAUGGAGACAAUGUACCUAAGAAUUCUAUAGAAAAGAUAGUAGCUAUAAUUUUUAUUCUUGGUGCUUGUAUAUAUAAAAAUCAAAUAUAAUAUAGGUUUAUGGUUUUCUUAUAGUGUAAAUUUUAUAGGUGCAAUAAUGAAUGAUAUUACUUAAAAUUAAGUAGAAAGAAGUUAAAAAUUAAGAGUUAUCAAUAAAUAUAUGACAUAAAGAUAGAUUCCUUUUAGUCUUUAACAUUAGUAAAUAAAUAUAUAUAUAUAAUGUAAUUAGAGUUUAAGAAUAUUUGACAUAUAGAUGGAAAGAAGAUGAUGAAGUAGAUUUGGAAAUGGAAUAAUUAUUAUUAGAAUAAUUAUCAGAUGAAUUAAAAGAAGAAUUGGAGAAAUAAGCAAAUAAAGUAUUUAUUAAGAAAUCUGAAUUGUUAUAAAAAUAUUUUUCAGCUGAAUUUAGAAAUGCUCUUUUUAAAUCAAUCAAACGUAAAAUUAUUCAACCUUAAAAUAUAUUUUCAACAGAAAUUAAUGGACAUUAACAUCUUUGUUAUGUUGAAUAAGGUGUAAUUUUAUAUCAACAUAAAGAUAGAAAAUAAAGAUCAAAAAUGAAUGCUUAAAUAUAAUAAGGUUAAUUUUUUUGUGUAAAAGAAUUUAUAAUGUAAAAUCCAGAAUAUGAAUUAUUUAAAGCAUAGAGUUAUGUUAGUUUAUUGAUGCUUUCUAAAAUGGACUUUUUAGAUACACUUAAAGAUUUUCCUAAUGAUUUCUAAAAAUAUUGUUAACUUAAAGAUACAUAUUCAUUAUCAAAUUAAGAAUUAUUAAUAUAAUAUGCUAACUUUUGUCCAGCAUGUAAUAAUUUUGAUCAUCAAUUAAAAAAUUGUGGUUAAGUUUAACUUAAAUUAAAUUAAGAAGUCAUUGUAAAAAAACAUAUUAUUAAUCAAGAAUAAAUAAGAUAAAAAUAUAAGAGAAAAACUUUUGAUAAACCUAUUCAAACAAGAGCUGAAUUAACUUAUGUUUAAGAAUGUGCAUUAUAUUUUUCAACAGAAAAUUAAAAUCUAUUGAAUGAAUAAUCUAAAUUAUAAUUAAUAUAUGAAGCAGAUACAGAAUCAUUUUAAGGUAAUUCAGAAACACAUAAUGUUUAUGAUGCAUUACCUUCAGUAAAUAUUUUAUAAAUUAAUGAUAUGUUUGCAAACAAUCACAAAUCUACUUAAAUAAAAACUCUUCCUAAAUUAGAAUUUGAAGAAGAAAAAAUUAAAUUAAAAGAAGAUCUAACUAAAUCCAAUCUCUUAUCUACAUAAUAUACUCGUAUUUAGAGAAGAACUUCAUAACCAUCUAAAUAACUUUAAAGGAAGAAUACAAGAACACAUUCUAUACUAUUCUAAAUGAAUGAAAUAACUGAAGAACCUCAUGAAACUACUAUUCUAAUACAUGAAAAUGAAUAAUUUAAAAAAGAUCAAUUCUUUAGUUAAAAUAUGAAAGAUAAUAUACGUUGUCUUUAUAAUAAAUUACUUAGAACAUAAGAUGAUAAAGAUAUAUCUGUAAAAUAGGGUCUCAAUUCUUUAUAAUAUAUUUAUUGGUAAUAGAAUGCUAUAACUAUAGAAGAUUUUGAAACUGUUUAAAAUUAUGAUUUUUAUUAUCCUUUAAGUAAUGUUAAUCAUAUAAUUGAUGCAGUUAAUAAAAAUUUACAUUAAUGGUAAUCUGAAAUUUUAAGUAAAUUCUAAAAAUAUUUAUAUUAUCCAUUUUUAUUUAUAACCAAAUUUUUAAAGCUUAAAAGAUUAUAAUAAUCAAAUGAAGGUUUAAAUUUAGUAACUAAAUUCAAAAAAGCUUAAAAAAAGAUAUGGUUAAUUUAAUUGAGAAAUAAUCUAUCUUCAAAAAAAAUAAUUUCAUCUACUAAAAUAUCAAAAUCAAAACUUAAUUCUAUUAUUCCAUGCUCUCAAGAUAGUUUACCUUCCAUUUAAAUGAGUUCAAAUUGA